Spizellomyces punctatus DAOM BR117 is the source of this 3954-nucleotide messenger RNA. RefSeq lists its product as uncharacterized. The coding region runs from base 120 to 3821 and encodes 1233 amino acids. NCBI's taxonomy places the organism in Eukaryota, Fungi, Chytridiomycota, Chytridiomycetes, Spizellomycetales, Spizellomycetaceae. The transcript is spliced from 15 exons. Gene Ontology annotation, molecular function: protein binding. The record is from RefSeq and is a predicted model, not a curated record.
AAAGGUCGAAAGAUACCAUCCAUCAAAACGUGGGGUUGUUAAAGGCCCAAAGCACAGGGCUCUGCCUGUGCGAACUUUACCCCACCUGCAAUUAGUUUACUUCUCCAAUCCAAGCAAAAAUGUCCAUAGCUGCCGUGGCUCAUCGCCACGUUUUUGGUCUGAAAGGCGAUGUCAACAACUGCAUUGCGUACCUGGACGAGCAAACGGUUAUCUAUCCUGCAGGGCACAAUUCUAUCCUUUACAAUACCGAAAGCAAGAUCCAGCGUUUCAUUCCAGUGACAGAAAAAUGCGAGGGCAUAACAGCAAUGGCAGUAUCGGCCAACAAGCGAUACAUCGCAAUCGGAGAACGGAGCGACAAGCCACUUUGUGCGCUGUACGAUCUACACACCUUGAGACGAAGGAAGACACUUUCUCCUCAGGAUACCGAGGGCAAAGAUUUUGUGAGCAUCGCCUUUUCAUCGGACGCAAAGUACAUCCUCACGCAAACGGGUCCACCGGACUGGACACUCUAUUAUUGGUCCUGGGAAAAAGCAAAGAUGAUGGCAUCUGUAAAAACUGCCAAUCUGCCAGUGGAAAAGGGUGCUAGCCAUGGGGUUACAGCAGGUGCUCAAGGUUCGGUAGCUGUUCUAUCCUCAACGUCAAUGGUUGCGAGGGAAGCUGCUUUUGGCAGCGUCGUAUAUGAAGUCAGUUUCAACCCCACCGACAAUACCCAGCUCUGCGUUAUAGGAAAUGGAAUCUUCAAGCUAUUUCGAUACCAAGAGGGCGUAUUGAAAGCUUUUGCGAUUCAAAAAGGUGACUUGAAGAACUACAUGUCUCAUUGCUGGUCGGCAGACGAUCGCAUCAUUGUCGGUACCGAGGAUGGCAAAAUUCUUAUUUUUGAGAACAAUGGGGAACUACGUGCUGAGCUCAACUAUCUACAUGGAUCAUCGCAAAUUCCUCGGGCAGUCUGCACCAUGUUUGCGUACUCGAAGGGGUUUAUUUGCGGAGGCUCCAAUGGGAGUAUUGCCAUCUAUGAUAAGAGCGACGAAGCUGGUAGUAGCGCAGUUGCACAGCAAUCCGGACAGUCACAGUUGUCGCAGUCCAACAAGGAGCUUUACCGCAAGGUGAAGGAACUUACGCUACAGGAUGAAAAUGCAAAAAUCACUAGUAUGGCCAUAAGUCCCAGCGAGGACAACCUCGUUUGUACCACGGAGACAAACCAGAUGUUUGCAAUUAUGUUGGCCGGUACAGAAAUGAAGGGGGAAGAAUCGAGAUUUGAACUCUUUUCUCAGCCGUUUCACCAUGGUCAAGUCACUGGGUGCGAUACUUGCAUUCGCAAACCUUUAGUCGUUACAUGCUCCACCGAUCGGUCUGUGCGUGUAUGGAACUAUCUCGAUUCCACAUCAGAACUUGUGAAAUACUUUCCGGAAGAGGCCUUUUCGGUCGCGAUUCACCCAAGCGGGCUGUAUAUCUUGGUUGGCUUUAGCGAUAAGCUGCGAUUGAUGAACCUGUUAAUAGAUGACAUAAGAACCUUCCGGGAGUUUACAAUUCGCGGAUGUCGGGAGUGUCGAUUUUCGAACGGAGGGCAAUAUUUUGCAGUGGUACACGGGAAUACCAUUCAAAUAUAUUCUACUUGGAAUUUCGAAAAUCUGGGUAAUCUGAAAGGUCACAAUGGCAAGGUGCGAUCAUUGUUUUGGACUCAGGAUGAUUCUCGAAUCGUUUCGGCCGGAAUGGAUGGAGCGAUAUAUGAUUGGGCAUUGAGAGACUUAACUGGAACAAGCGGAAGUGGGAUCAAGCGUGAAGGAGAGAGUAUUCUGAAAAGUUGCAGUUACACUUGUGCCAUUGCGACAACAGAUGGCCGUAGUAUUUUUGCCGUUGGAAGUGACAAGACCUUGAAGGAAAUCAUUGACUCGCAAAUAGUUCGGGAACAAGAAUCAGACGCAGUCUUAACCCAGGUCAUUCUGUCACAAUCGGGAAGAAUGAUGUUUGUGGGUACUGCUAACGGAACUAUCCGGUCCAUGAAAUAUCCCCUUGGCAGCGAGCCAGGAGAUUACCAAGAGCAUCAAGCCCAUUCUGCACCCGUAACCAAGCUACGAGUAAGCUACGAUGACCAGUUUCUCUUUUCGACGUCCGAAGACGGGGCACUCUACGUUUUCAAAAUAUCGGACAAGGAAGGCCGAGGAUUGAAACGGGAUCGUGAGAUCGUCUAUGCAGAUGAAAUCCUCGUAACGAAAUCCGACCUCGAAGAGAAGAACUCUACCAUGGCGGAGCUCAAGACCCGGGUGGAAGAACUGAAGAUGGAAAAUGAGUACCAGCUUCGGCUGAAAGACAUGAACUUCAACGAGAAGAUCAAAGAGGUUACCGAGAAAUUCAUGCAAGAAAUCGAAGCAUUGAAAAUUACAAGCACUGUGCUAAGGACAGAUAAGGAGAAAGAAGAAGUUCGCCAUGAGGAAGAAAUGGCGGAAGAACGAGAACGGCAUGCGAGGGAGUUGAUGGAACUUGAGACAGUUCACAACGCCAAGUUGAUGGCCGAGUAUGAGCGCUACCAGGAGCUUCAGGGUCGAUCAACGGAGCUUCAAGGACAAUGGGAAAGACAAAUGCGGGACAUGCAGGCAGCCAAAGAGAAGGCACUCGCAGAACUGACAGCACAUUUUGAAGCGAGAGUCAAAGAAAAGCAAGCUGAAAUAGAUCAACUGCAACAAGAACUCAAAAGCCAACACCUUGAAUUUACAGAAACCACUCGAGAAACAGAACAAGAUGCGGAUACUGAAAUUCUGGAGAUCAAACACCGAUACGAGAAAAAGCUAAAAGAAGAACGUGAAAUUGGGCUAAGAUUGAAAGGAGAAAACGGAAUUAUGAGGAAAAAAUUCAAUACUCUGAAUUCCGAAAUCGACGCUCACAAGGCAGAAAUUGGAAAGAUGUAUAAUGAGGAGAAAAAGCUGCAUGGCGUUAUCAAGAGCUUGGAGAAGGAUAUAGCGGGAUUGAAGAAGGAGAUUCAAGAGAGGGAUGAGACUAUCCAAGACAAGGAGAAGCGUAUAUACGACUUGAAAAAGAAAAAUCAGGAAUUGGAGAAGUUCAAGUUUGUCUUGGACUAUAAGAUUAAGGAGCUCAAGCGCCAAAUUGAGCCUCGAGAGCAAGAUAUUCAAGGAAUGACGCAUCAAAUAAAAGAAAUGGAUGUUGAGCUGGAGCACUAUCACAAGGCCAACUCUAAUUUGGAGCUAACAAUUGCGGAUUUAAAAUUGAAACUCCGUGCGGCAGAAAAGGAGGUGGCGAAGGAGCACGCUCGGGUGAAGGGCUUUGCUGCCACUGUGAAGAGAUUCAAAGUGGAUUUGAACGAAUGCGUCCAGUACAUUCAAGAGCCGAAGUUACUCAAGACGCACAUCAAGAACAUCUACCAAAAGUAUUGCCUUUCGACGGAUACGUCUAUUACCUCUAGCAGCUCUGCUACUCCCGCCAUCGCUUCAUCUUCUACCACCGAUAUUCAACAGGAAUAUGCCCGCCAGCGGGAGUACCUCGAGCGCACCGUGGCUUCCCUUCGUCGCAAAGUUACAAAAGAUCAGAGCAUUCACAGGGCCGAUAAUGUCCGCAUCAUGGCCGAAAAUGUGGCUCUAAUUAAGGAGAUCAAUCAGCUCCGAAGAGAUUUGAAAGGAACCCGAGCAAGGGAGAAGGCUGCAGAGAUUGCGCUAAAACAUGUGAAGGGCCAAGAUGAUGAAUCAGAAUCUCCAAGUGGACCAACAAGACCCAAGAGUGAAGUUACAGCAUACCGCCUCCCACCAAUGGCUUCCCCUCCACCACCACCACUACCAGCUGUAGUCGAACAACAAGCGUUAUCAACGCAGUGAGCAGCAAUAUGUGAUAGAGACGGAUUUUGUUUUUAUACUUUGUGUUAUAUUAAUCGUACGCUGGGAUCCGCAGUGUUGACUGCCUGUAGUCUUCUGUUUGUUUAGUGUAUCGAAAUACACCAGACUUGAACCC